AUGGCGAUUCGACCACUGCCCAGCAGUCUCACUGGAGACGACGUCGUCUGCUACUCCCCGAAGUUGCUCGCCAUCGAAGGUGUCUGGCAAAAUGUCGACCCCCUCGACUACGACCUGCCGCUUUUCAUGAUCCAAAUCAUUAUCAUCGUCGUCGCCAGCCGCGCUCUUGACUUCCUCCUCCGGCCCCUCCGCCAGCCACGCGCCUUCGCUGAGAUCAUCGCCGGCAUUAUUUUGGGACCGACGUUGCUCGGCCAGGAGCAUGGCUUCGGCCGCACCAUCUUUCCGCCGCAGAGCAUCUUGACGCUCGAGACGGCGGCUCAUAUUGGCCUCACGUACUUCAUCUUCCUCGUCGGCGUCGAGAUGGACGUCGCGUUGCUACGGCGCGCGGGGCAGAAGUCCAUGGCGAUCGGAGUGGUCGGCGUGGUUCUUCCCUUCGGCGUCGGCUCCGCCACCGCCUUCGCGCUGCGGAGCCUCGUCUCCGAGGCCAUGGACAGCGUGCCGUUCUUCCUCUUCUUUGGCGUCGCCAACUCUGUCACCGCCUUCCCCGUCCUCGCUCACAUCCUCGCCAAGACCAAGCUCCUCAACUCCGAGAUCGGUCGCAUCUGCGUCUCCGCCUCCUUCGUCAGCAACGGCAUCAUGUGGUUCAUAUUCAUCAUCACGCUUAGCGUCGCGGAGCCGGAAGCCGAUCCGCUGUCGUCUCUCUGGAUCACUCUCUCCUACGUUGCCUUCCUCAUUUUCUGCUUCGUCUGCCUCCGGCCAAUCGUGCUCUGGCAGCUGCAGAGGAUCCCCGAAGGCCAACCGGCGAGCGACUUCGACGUCUGCCUCCUCCUCAGCAUUAUGAUGCUCGCCGGAGUAUUGACGGAGGCCAUCGGGUUUUACUCUGUUUCCGGCGCCGUCUUCUUCGGCCUCAUGGUUCCCGACGGCCCCAUUCGAGUGGCCCUGAGAGACAAGAUGCAAGACAUUGUCGCCGGCAUUAUGCUGCCGCUCUACUGCGUCACCAGCGGGCUCAAGACCGAUUUGAGAACGAUCAAUGAAGACUGGAAAUUGGCCGGCGUUCUCGUUCUAAUCUCUGUUCUCGCCGCCUUCGCUAAAGUCGUCUCCACCUUCAUCAUCGCCGUCAUGUACACCAUGCCGCUGAGCGACGCCCUCACGCUCGGCUUCCUAAUGAACACCAGAGGCAUCAUCGCGUUGCUCAUCCUGAACAUCGGACGCCGCAAGGGAGUGAUCAGCGAGGAAUCGUUCGCGCUGAUGAUAAUGAUUUCUCUGUUCAUGACGGCGGUGGCCACACCGGUGAUAACGUACUUGCAACGGCCGUUUAGGCGCAUCGUCGGGUACAAGCGGCGCAAUUUGCAACGAUCAAAGCCGGACACGGAGCUCCGUGUGCUGGUGUGCGUCCACAACACCCGCAACGUGCCGGCCAUCAUCACGCUGCUCGAAAUCUCUUGCCCCACCAAGCGAUCGCCCAUUUUCAUCUACGCCGCCCACCUCGUUGAGCUCGCCGGCCGCACCCCCACCUUGCUGAUCGGCCACAGCUCAGAAGGCGAUAGGAGAAGGCCGAUGGGGAUCUCCGAUCCGCAGGGGCAGGCCGACCACGUCUUCCACGCCUUCGACAACUACGAGAAGCAGGCCGGCGGUGUGUCGGUGCAGACGCUGAGCAUCAUCUCACCGUACUCGAGCAUGCACGAGGACAUCUGCAACCUGGCGGAGGACAAGCACGUGACCGUCAUCAUCCUUCCCUUCCACAAGCAGCAGACCGUCGACGGCGGGCUGGAGCCCAUCAACGCCUCCCUCAAGAUGAUGAACGAGAACAUCCUCGCCGCCUCGCCCUGCUCCGUUUGCAUCCUAAUCGACCGCGGGCUGAGCAGCAGGAGCCGCCUGUCCCGCGACGAACGCUUCUCCCACCACAUUGCACUGCUCUUCUUCGGCGGUGCAGACGACAGGGAGGCGCUCUCCUACUGCCGGCGUGUGAUCGAGAACCCCACCGUCGGCCUCACUGUCGUGAGGUUCGUGCCGGCAGACAAACCGGCAGGGUCGCCGGCUCAUUCGCCAGCAACGAUCUCAAUCGUGACGGGCGACGGGGAGGAGGGGAAACUGGACGAGGAGUACUUGAACGAGUUCCGGGUGCGGUACGCCGGCAACGAGUCGGUGGUGUACGCUGAGCACGUGACGAGCAACGCAGUGGAGACGGUCUCGGUAAUCAGGGAGAUGGGGGACACGCACGACCUGUACGUGGUUGGGCGGAGCCAGUCGGAGGAGGCGGCGGCGCUCACGUCGGGGCUGACGGAGUGGGCAGAGUGCCCGGAGCUAGGGCCUAUCGGGGAUUUGUUGGCGUCGUCAGACUUCGCCAUGUCAGUGUCCGUGCUGGUGGUGAAUCAAUACGUGGCAAGGCCGCCGCCUGCCGGAGGGCAUGCGGCGGGAGAUGACGGGGGGCAUCGGACGCCGUUGCAACGGUUGAUGAGCCAUGUCAAUCCGAGGUCAUUGGCGACGGCCGCCGAUGCAGGGAUGCCGCAGGCUGCCGCCAGAAUUUAA
Messenger RNA from Zingiber officinale, 2529 nucleotides. Its product is annotated as cation/H(+) antiporter 15-like. The transcript has 2 exons. Gene Ontology annotation, molecular function: antiporter activity. NCBI's taxonomy places the organism in Eukaryota, Viridiplantae, Streptophyta, Magnoliopsida, Zingiberales, Zingiberaceae. Gene Ontology annotation, cellular component: endomembrane system; membrane. The record is from RefSeq and is a predicted model, not a curated record. Gene Ontology annotation, biological process: regulation of pH; proton transmembrane transport. The coding region runs from base 1 to 2529 and encodes 842 amino acids.